Messenger RNA from Vicia villosa (hairy vetch), 885 nucleotides. RefSeq lists its product as uncharacterized. The record is from RefSeq and is a predicted model, not a curated record. The transcript is spliced from 4 exons. Bases 1 to 885 code for a protein of 294 amino acids. Lineage: Eukaryota; Viridiplantae; Streptophyta; Magnoliopsida; Fabales; Fabaceae.
AUGGGCAUAAUGGGUUUUGGUUGUAGAUGGAUGAGGUGGAUGAAAGCUUGUGUGAUCUCGAGUUCAAUGUCGGUUUUGGUUAACGAAAGUCCAACCAAAGACUUUAAGGUGGAAAGGGGUUUGCAAAAGAAUAUCCUUUGUCCCUUUCCUGUUUUCCUUUUGGCUGAAGGAUUAACAGGGAUAUUGCAGAAUGUGAUUCGGUUGGGCUCAUGGCAUAAUCUUUGGACUAUCAAAGCUGUGUCGAGGGGUUUUGAACUGGCGUCGAGUGUGUCGAUAUAUUUCAGCAAGAGCAAAGUUAUUGACCUCAAUCUCAAACAAGGUUUUCUGGAGGCAGCCUCAACUUUUCUAGCAUGUGAUAUUAGCAUUGUUCCUUUCCGGUUUUUUGGAAUUUUAGUAGGUGCAGAUCCAAGGAGACAUAACACAUGGAUGCCGUUUUUGGAUAAACUUAGGAACUGGAUUCAAUGGGAUUUCCUAUGUGGUGGUGAUUCAGAGAAAAGGAAAAUGGCGUGGAUUAGUUUGUGGCUGGUGUGUAAACCGAAGGAUCAAGUGAUUCUCUAUGGUGGAGACAUUUUGACUCUUGUCGGUGUUUUGGAAAACAAAGAUUGCAACUGGUUCUCAAAUAAAAUUUCUUGUAAAAUUGAUAAUGGUUAUUCUAUUGAAUGUUGGAGAAACAAAUGGCUUGGUUCUUCUUCUUUUAGAAGGUUGUUUCCACUCAUUUUUACGAGAGCAGCACAUGAGAAGCACAAAGUUUCAACCAUGGGAGAUUGGGCGGAUAAUGCGUGGAUUUUGGUUGUGAAGCUUCAGGAAGAUAGGCUGCUUCAGGUGGAUGAGGAAGCUCAACUGGAAUCUCUUUUGUCUAUCUUACAGGAUGUACAGUUAAACUGA